Molecule: messenger RNA, 5146 nt
Organism: Uranotaenia lowii
Lineage: Eukaryota; Metazoa; Arthropoda; Insecta; Diptera; Culicidae
Gene: yata
Product: N-terminal kinase-like protein
Exons: 11
Coding region: 314-2968 (884 amino acids)
Biological process (GO): protein phosphorylation
Molecular function (GO): ATP binding; protein kinase activity
Source: RefSeq, a predicted model, not a curated record
UUUGUUCAUCAAUCGAAAGGGAAAAAUCUUGCUGAUCAAAAAGUGAAAUAUUUUAUGUUUAAAUAUUGAAAUUUACCACUUCAACCAAUUUCAUGCUGUUUGCUGUGGACUGUCGUUUACGCUGAUGCCACGAAACUAUCGAAUCGGUCAAUGAAAGUUGGAAAACGGAAGUUUUUCAGGUAUCAUUCUGUUCGAAGGAAGUGAUAAGUGCAAAAAUUUUCAUUAGUCCAAAGUUUUUUUUUGUUCUCUGGAGUGAAAACGAUUUCUGCAGAACUAUUUUGUAUUCGUGUUAUAUUUCAACAUACGGGGCAGAAUGUGGUCAUUUUUCUCCCGCGACUCGACGAAGGAUUUUCCGUACGAGAUCGGAGAACCGAUCCAGCAGUUUGAUUCCCGUAGCAUCUGGUCAUUGCACAAGGGCAAACGGAAGGGUUCCAGCGGGGAGGAGGUGUCGGUGUUUGUGUACGACAUCAAGAAUGGGUCAGAUGUGAAGUUGGAUCUGGCCAAGGCUGCCAUUAAAAGGCUGAAAACGCUGCGCCAUCCCAGCGUGUUACAGUUUCUGGACAGUCUGGAAACGGACAAAGUGCUGUACGUGGCAACAGAGUUAGUGGAACCACUUGGGGUUUAUUCAGAACGGCAGCUCGCUAACGAAGGGCCCCAGCGGGAUUUGUAUUUGGCGUGGGGAGUUUUCCAGAUUACCCGAGCACUCUCAUUCCUGAUCAAUGACGGUAACUUACGUCACAACAACGUUUCGGCUUGGUCGGUCUUCGUCAACGCCAGUGGCGAAUGGAAACUCGGUGGGCUGGAGUACGUCUCCUCUGCGGAACAAUCCCUGGCUCCCCCGGUUAAAAUACCACCGGCGCUGGAAAUCUACGAUCCCCCGGAGAAGAACGAUGCCGGCAAGCUGAGCAUGGCCACCAAAUGUUCAGCCGAUAUGUGGGGUUUGGGUUGCCUCGUUUGGGAAUCGUUCAAUGGGCCGCUUCGAUCGCGCGCCAAUCUGAAGGAUCUGGCUAGCAUACCGAAAUCGUUGACCCCGUUGUACUGCGAGCUGGUGGGAGCGUCCCCGGCGAAUCGACCCAAUCCUGCCGACGUGAUAACCAAAUGUCGGAAACCGGGAGGAUUUUUCAAAAACGAUCUAGUAGAUACGUUGCUGUUUUUGGAAGAGAUCCAAAUCAAGGAUAAGGCUGAAAAAAAUCGAUUCUUCAGUGGAUUAACACCGCAGUUGGAUAAUUUCCCGGAUAAUGUAUGCAAGAACAAAAUUCUUCCACAACUUAUUACGGCCUACGAAUACGGAGAUGCGGGUUCUGCUGUGCUUGCUCCUAUGUUUAAGCUGGGUCGAUUGCUCGAUGAAGUCGAGUACCAAAAGCGGAUAGUUCCGUGCGUAGUGAAGCUGUUUGCCUCCACGGAUCGUGUUACGCGAUCCCGGCUACUGCAACAGCUAGAAUUGUUUAUCAAUCACCUCCAGACUGGAGUUAUCAACGAUCAGAUAUUUCCACAGGUGGCCCACGGCUUUCUGGACACGAAUCCAACGAUUAGGGAACAAACCGUUAAAUCAAUCAUACACCUAGCGCCAAAGUUGAAUUACAAUAACUUAAAUGUUGAAGUUUUGAGACAUUUUGCACGACUACAAUCACGGGAUGAUCAAGGUGGAAUCCGAACGAAUACCACCGUGUGCUUAGGAAAAAUUGCCCCCCAUUUGCAUCCACAGGUUCGGCAAAGGGUUCUAGUAUCGGCAUUCAUACGCGCUAUGCGAGACCCAUUUCCACCUGCCCGGGUAGCUGGGAUUUUGGCGCUCGCUGCCACGCAACAGUAUUUCCUGCUGGCCGAGGUGGCUAAUCGCAUUCUGCCAUCGCUGUGUCCGUUGACGGCGGAUCCGGAGAAAACGGUACGAGAUCCGGCCUUCAAAACCAUUCGUGGCUUCCUCGGAAAGCUGGAAAAGGUUAGCGAGGACCCGAGCCUGCGCGAAAGCAUGGAGGCCGACGUUCACACGGCAACGCCUUCCCUGGGCAAUGCAGCGGCCACGUGGGCCGGAUGGGCGGUCACGGCCGUCACCGCUAAGUUUUAUCGUAGCCAAAGUGACACCGCGAGACCACGCCCGCCAUUAACUGGUAAAAAUUUGAGUAAACCUGCUUCGCUGGAGCAACCUUCAUCCAGUAGCAUUUCGACAACGACCAGUAGCGUGACUUCGAUGACUUCAUUGGAACACGAAAGUGCGGACACAUCUGCUUCGGCCAGCGAUUACGGACCGGAUAACUGGGACCAAGAAAACUGGGGUGAAAUGGAUACUUCACAAGACCCCAGCAGUCCGAUGGCUGGUACAUCUAAUCCGCUAACGGCUAGCCUAAAUAUGGCCAGUAGUAUGCACGAUGCUCGUGAUGGCUGGGACAAUGAAGAUUGGGGAAGCUUGGAAGAGGAACCGAACGAAGACCUUGACGAAAAGGAAGAGGAUGAGAUGCACCGAAAGCAGUCGCUGCAGCACAAUCGGCUAACGAAUGCGUCAUCAUCCGCAUCGACUACCAACAACAGCUCAAGUCACAACGCUGGCGGCUCGACAUCGGCCGCUUCGUCGAGUAACAACGCAAACAACAAUGCUAUCUCCAAUCAUCAUCCUCCCCAGCCGCAGCAUCAGCCUCAGUCUCAGCAGCAACAUCACCACAACACCAGCAGCCCCAGCAAGAUGCUGGCCCUGAAAAAUAUGACCAACAUUAUGAACAGUUCAACCAACAACAGCAACUCGAAUUGGGGCACCUCAUGCGAUGGAUGGAACGAUGGGGAGUUUGAAUCUAUCGAAGAACCAAGCACAGGUAACUCCAAAAUGGACGAAGCCCGGCGGAAGCGCGAAGAGAAGAAGAUGCAGCGGCAACGGGAGCUGGAGGCUCGGAGGGCGGCCAGGACCACCGGGGCCGGCGCCGGAGGUUCCAGCUGCAGCGGUCCGAUGAAGUUGGGUGCCAAAAAGAUCCAGCUCGAUUGAGUAAGCGAAUCAUCCGACGGUGGUGACGAUGACCCCCAGCAUCCUCCCGAGGGUUGAGGUCGAGAAAGCGCGCUCCUUAUCGAAGAUACAUAUUUGACUAAUGGUGCUGAUGACUGGGAAAACUUUUGAGAAGCGUAUUUAGGAAGUCUGCUACUUAUUGUGUAGUGAUUAUGGAGGAAACCAUUUGGACAAUGAUAUUAAUGUAUGGGCAAGACAGAGAUGGCAAUGGAGUUUUCAAGAGGAAAUAUGCAGAUAAAACUUGCAAUUUAGUCCUACGUGCUGAAAAACCAUCAUCGGAGAUUUGCCUUUUCCAGACGAAUUGGAAAACCUACUACAACUUGACUUUGAAUCUUUUGACUCGGAAUAUGUAGAACAUUCCAUCUUAAUUAGAACCAAGUUUGAAUGGAAGGAAGGAAAAACUGGAAUUAGCCGAAAAAAGAAGGGAAACCAUUGUAUAGAUUGACACAGGGUUUGAGACGAGUAAGAUUUUUUGCUCCUUUUGAAGGACAUUGUCAUUAUCUUAUAUAUUAGCUUUAAAUAGUGAAUUAUACGAAUUUAGAGACUUUUUUCCAAAAUAAUAAAAAAAAACAAGCAAAGUAAAAUAAAUCGUAUAGAAGCCAACGACAGAUGACUUCUUAUGCACGGGAUGCAUCACAAAUUUGGAAUCUUUGGAACGAAUCGAAAACAACAUUUUUUAAACGAAAGUGUUUAUCGGUAAAAAUCGUAUAGAACAAAAAUCGUGCUUACCCAACUAUUGGCGCUAUUUACAAGAAGAAGACGAUGAAACAAUGAAGGGUCUGAGUUGUAUGUCGAGAAAAAGAAAAUUAUAAUCAUACGAGAAAACGGCAAGUAAACUGCAAAAAAGAAAGAAACAAUUAAGAAAAAAAAUCUCUAGUUAGGCAUCAAUCUUUAUUAUUACUGAGAUAGAUAGUGAGAGUAAUUUAUCGAAACUAAGAAAGUAAAAAAAAUGCACCUUAAUAGAGUUUAAAGUCACACACUCACACCUCCUUAAUUCAGCAUUCAUAUUCUAUAGUAAGCGAUUUAAGGUGAUGUAUAAGUAAAAAAAGAGAAACAGAGAAACAUAUUGAACCCCACGGAAAAUGCAUAAGAACUAAAAAAAACGGAAUAAGUAGAGAGACAGCAAACGAAAGUAGCGCGAAGUAAAAUUUUAAUUUAAGUGCCGUUACCAUACUGUAUAAAAUAUAUGUUUUAAUGGAUUCAAACGUUUAAUUUUUUACCUAGGAUUUUCUCCAAUCUUGAGUAAAAUUAUCUCAACACUUUCCAACUCUCAUUAUUCUGAUAAAAAAAAAACGAUACAAAUUUCAAAGUUUAUGCUGAGCAUAACUAAAACCAAUUCAACUUGAUUGUUCUUAAAUGUGAACUAACAAGCUUUCAAUUAUGAUGGUGAUAUGGGUUUUUUUUUGUUUUGUGUCCGAUGUACCCGAUAUUAUUUCGAACAAACUUAUCGGAUUUUUUAAAUAUUUAAUCUUUAUUAACCUUAAAACUUGCUGGUUGCUUGCUGGAUUAUAAAUACUGCAAGCCUGUCUAGGGCUUAUUAAGACAUUUAAUUUUCGCGUACGAAAAAAAAGAAAAUCCCAGAACGCAUGUCAGCCAUAAACACCUAAAUCCAUAGGCAAAAAAGAUAUCCAAACUUACUAGAGAAUUCUCAAAAAAAAGCAAAUAUCUAUAGAAGGUUCAGAAGCACUCCUUCGAACCGAGAGAAAGACAGACAGAAAGAAAGAGAGAGAGAGUCAUUUCCUGUAUGCAUGUCGUGUGAAGUUUCCCGUUGUGAUACUUCAGUCAGUUCAAAUCUAUUUGUAGACUUAUGAAAAGAUAAAAAAAAACUAAACUGUAACUUCACAAAUCCUCAGAGGUAUUUCAAUAGUACGUAAGUCCUCUGACCCAUAACGUAUAUGGGUGAUCUGGCGGAUGCUGUGAAGUUCACAGUUAAGUAACCGUAACGUGAAACAAGAACAGCAAAAAACAUUGUGAACCAAAAACUAAGUAAACAAAAGAAGAACAAAGUAAAAAAAAAUCAUCAGAGUAAAUUUGUAUUUUAUCAUUACGUGAUGCAUUACAGACCGUUUUUAGUUUCUCUCUGUGGAAGGGAAGGCGGCCCAACGUUGUCUAUAGUCUCCUGGAAAUAAAGAUUAAACUAAAUAAAAAAAACCAACACCG